AUGGUUAUUUCACAAUUUGUAAAUAGUGAUGCAAACAAGGAUGUCUACUUAAACGGGUGUGACCAUUAUCUAUCUAUCUAUCUAUCUAUCUAUCUAUCUAUCUAUCUAUCUAUCUAUCUAUCUAUCUAUCUAUCUAUCUAUCUAAUUUCACUAAUUUGCCUCGACUGUGGGAUUUGUGAUCACAACUGGUGCAUUUAUUUCAGUCUGUUAAUAUCUAUCUAUCUAUCUAUCUAUCUAUCUAUCUAUCUAUCUAUCCCAGUCUAUUCAUAUCUAUCUAUCUAUCUAUCUAUCUAUCUAUCUAUCUAUCUAUCUAUCUAUCGCAUUUUAUUGAAUCCUUAUUUUCCGGCUUAUGAGACUGAUCGUUUCAUAUCUAUCUAUCUAUCUAUCUAUCUAUCUAUCUAUCUAUCUAUCAGUUUUUUCACAUCUAUCUAUCUAUCUAUGAAAAUAUAUUUCAAAGUGGAGAAAUACCUGCUACCAUCAUCAAUCUAUCUAUCUAUCUAUCUAUCUAUCUAUCUAUCUAUCUAUCUAUAUAUAUUUCUGUCUAUUCAAGUUUCUAUUAUGUCUUUCCCUUUACCAAAUGCCUUGUAA
Messenger RNA from Acanthosepion pharaonis, 588 nucleotides. The record is from the annotation of a GenBank genome assembly. NCBI's taxonomy places the organism in Eukaryota, Metazoa, Mollusca, Cephalopoda, Sepiida, Sepiidae.